Molecule: messenger RNA, 6881 nt
Organism: Pleuronectes platessa (European plaice)
Lineage: Eukaryota; Metazoa; Chordata; Actinopteri; Pleuronectiformes; Pleuronectidae
Gene: uacab
Product: uveal autoantigen with coiled-coil domains and ankyrin repeats b
Exons: 19
Coding region: 365-4510 (1381 amino acids)
Molecular function (GO): actin binding
Source: RefSeq, a predicted model, not a curated record
CACUCCUCCUUCUCCUUCCUUUUACCAUCAUCAACCAAACUGCUGUGCAGUGAUGAACUUACAGGCAGAGCCUAUGAGCAACACAGGAAUGCUUAGAAAAUCCUGCCAACUUAAUUUCGCUGCCUCAAGUGCGGGGAACUCCAGAGGCUGAGCCUUCCGUAGGAGGACCUCCACUGCAGGAGACUGUCAUUGUUUUCUCUUCAGAUCCAUUUUUUGUUGUGCUCACUGGCUGAGUGCACUGAGGAACUGAGGGGAUUUUUUUAUAUUGUUUUUCUCAAUUUUUCUCAAUUUGUGUUUUUUGUAAACCGGAACAGUGGCGUCCUUUUCAGUAGCGAGGUGCAAGGACCAGCUCCACUCACCCAAGAUGAGCCGCUGGCUGAAAUGCACCUCCAUGCACUUUAACACAGACUGGAACAAGUAUGAUGAUCGGCUGAUGAAGGCGGUAGAACGGGGCGAAGUGGAUAAGGUGGCUGCUGUUCUCGGGAAGAAGGGCAUCAUCCCCACGAAGCUUGACGUGGAAGGCCGCUCUGCGUUUCAUUUGGCUGCGACACGAGGACACCAAGACUGUCUCAAUCUCAUCCUGGGACACAACGUUGAUGUCACUGCGACUGAUGCCACAGGUAAAAAUGCUCUUCAUCUGGCUUCAAGAAACGGACACUCGGUGUGCGUGCAGAAGCUCCUGCAGCACAACAGUCCAGUUGGAAAUGUGGACCUACAAGGAAGAACAGCUCUACAUGAUGCUGUCAUGGCCGGCUGCUCAUCCAGCGUGAAGCUUCUUUGUGACAGCGGAGCAUCUGUGAAUGCCACUGAUUUUGAUGGCAGGACACCUUUGGUACUGGCAACCCAGAUGUGUCAUUCACGCAUCUGUCACCUGCUGCUGGAGCGAGGGGCUGACAUCACCAUACGGGACAAGCAAAACAAGACGGCGCUGAUUCUGGGCUGUGAGUAUGGCUGCAAGGACGCGGUGGAGGUGUUGCUGAAGAGCGGCGCUGACGUGAAGGUGGUCGACGGCCUGGGUCAUGAUGCAUUUCACUACGCGCGCCUCAGCAAGAACCAGGAGCUCGUUGCAAUGGUCAAAAGUUACCUCGACAAAGUCACCCGAGAUAAAGAAACUGCAAAGAUGGAACAGUGGAAGCGACAGCACUCAGUGGAGCGAUCAGAGGCUUCUGAGGUUAACACAAGGGAUCUGAUCAUACACGACCUGGAGAAACAGAACAACACCCUGCAGGAAAGUCUGAGGAAGUACCACCAGGAGCAGAGGACCCUGGUAGAUAAGGUCAACAUACUUCAGCAACAGCUCUCACAGGAAAAAUUGGCAUCUGAAGACACUCAAAAAGAGAAGGAUCACUUGAAAGUGUUGCUCAGUGCCAAAGAUCGAGAGGAAGGGGCUCGAGGCCCGGAGACUGUCAAAGUCCAGCUUCGGAGUACUUUGGGAGACUACUCUGGCCAGUCUGUUAUCAAAGGCAAAGAAAACAUUUUGAUCAAACAAACUCACAGCUUGGAUUCUGAUCAGUUGCUCCAGCAUCCUGCCAUUUCGCGUUCACUGUCCAGAGCCGGAGAGAAGAGUCCGCCAGCUGUAGGAUGGGACCUCUCUGGUGAACUGGAUUCGCUCCGACAUGAACUGGAGACAGUCAAAAGAAGACAACAUGCGGCAGAGGAAGAGACGGCGCGGCUUCAAUCCGCCCUGAACCGUAAAAACCGAGAGUGCCAAGAGCUGGUUCAAAACCGAGACGCCAUCCAGAGGCAGGCUGACCAGCAGAUUCAAGAACUCGAGGACGCCUUGGGAGACGUCCAGAAGAGGAUGCUGGACUCUGAGUGUAAGGUCAAACAGCUCCAAGCCCACGUAGUCGCUGUUAAGGAACACAUGGGCGGCCAGGCCACAGACGAACUGCGGGUCCAGCUCCAGGAUGUCAAAGCCAAGUAUGAAGGUGCUUCAGCGGAAGUGGGGCGCGUUCGUAACCGACUGAAACAGAGUGAGAAGGCCUUGGAGGAGUACAAGACCAGCGAAAACCAGUUAGCAACCGAGGCAGAGAGUCUGAACCAGGAGGUGGGAGUUCUGACUGCAGAACGAGAAGAACUCGCCGAAGCCCUUUUAGAAAUGGAAACCAAGUUGAAGGAGAGCCAGACUAAACAUGGCAACACCGUACCAGCUGAGAAAUUUGACAACAUGAAAAACCUGCUGACCAAUGCUGUGGAUGAGAAGGAACGACAGCUCGCGGAGCUCAGGGAAGACUACGACCGGGUGCUGGAGGAAGUGGCAGAUCUCCAUCGAAAACUUGACAGUCCCUCAUCCCAGGGAGGAUCAGGAGGGAUGUCAGCCGAGGAGCACCAGAGGAUACGAGCGGCUCUCGAAGAGCAAAAUGCUUCACUGAAAAGAAAACUGGUGGAUGUGACCGCCAAAAGCCAGGCCCUAAUUCAAGAGGUGGAGGAGAGUGAGGAGGAAAGGGAUAUCCUACGAGAACAGCUUGAUGAGCUCAACAGCAGGAUUGAAAUGUACUACAUACCUGUAAAGGAUCACGAAGACGCUCGGAGGAACAUGGUCACAGCUCUGGAGGAGCUAGAAGACAAACUAGUGGAAGCUAGUGAACGUUACGGAAAAGCAGAGGGACAAGUCCAGCAGCUUCAGACCGAGAGAGCCACCCUGCAAGAGAACAUCAGGAGUUUCCAAACUGCCAGAGAGAAAAACCAGAGUGAAAUGGACGUUUUGAAGAGUCAGAAUGCCGAUCUGACGAAGAGACAUGAACUGCUACAGAAGAAAUGUGAAGACAGAGAUCAAGAGUGCGUACAGCUGACCACACAGAGCCAGACUCUGAAGCAGAGCUUGGAGGGGGAGUAUAUUUCUAGACAGCAGCACGAGCAAGUGAAGAUGGAGUUAAGUUCCACGUUAGAUAGUGUUAAAGCUGAGAUGUUGAAGUUGGAGACCAAGGGAAAAGAAAGUGCGGAAGAAUUUAAGUAUUCAAAAGAAGGAAAUGAAAAGUUGAAAGCUGAGUUGGAAAAGGUUCUGUUAGACGUGAAACAGAACUACAUGAGCAUAAAAGACCACAGAGCGACCACAGACAAUCUGAACGCUGCUGUGGUUGAGGCAGAGAAUAGAGCAAAAGAAGUGUCAGAUAUGUAUGAGUUGGCGCAGGAGGAAACAGUAAAGCUUACCCAAGAAUUAGAGGCCCAGAAGAAGGAACUUGAUACCAUCCAGGAGGCAAUUCAGUCCAAGUUUAUUCCACUGACAGCAGCUGAGGAGAAAGAACACUCCCACAGUGCCCAGGUGAAGGAGCUGCAUGCCAAGCUCAUGGGAAUGGAAGAGAAGUGCAACAGAGAACGAUCUGCUGCAGAGGGCAGCAAGCAGGAGAAAGAGAAACUAAAACUUGAGAUUGAAUCUGUUCAGCAAAGACUGGACACAGCAUUAGUUUCUGGAGAAAAGCACAAGGAAGUGGAGGAAGGGUUGGUGGGUAAAUUUGAGGAAUUGACUCUGCAGUUGGUCAGAUUAGAGCAGCAGCACGAGGAGGUCACACGUCAGAAAGCCGAUCUUCAAGAGCAGAACGCUCUCUGCAACUCUCAGAUCCGGAAUCUCCAGGAGCGUCUGAAAUCCGAGUUGACCCGAAUAUCAACGUAUGACACGGAGCUCAAAGCCCUGAACGACGCCAUGCAGCAAGCCCAGUCCGACUGCAAGAAAGCAAUAGAGACUCGGCAGGAGGAGGCCCAGAGGGUUGGUGCCCUACAGAGAGAGCUGCAGGAGCUCCGCGGGGAUCAGGCAUCUCUGCAAAGACAACAGACCAAGGGAGAGGAGGCCAUGGAGGCUGAAGUCGCUCGGCUACAAAUGGCUCUCCGUGAGGAGGAGGAGAACAACGCCCAGAGGGCUGAAGAUGUGUCCGCCCUGCAAUCCGAGCUCCUGCAGGCCACACAGGCUCUGGAGGAGAUUCGCUACAAGGAAGACCAAAUGAACCAGCUGAAGAAAGAGAAGCAGCAGCUGGAGGAGGAGGUGGCCAACCUCAGCAACAAGCUACUGAGCUUAUCGGAAGAGUGUGAGGAGGCCCAUCAGGAGGCUGCAGGAGCACGAGAGGCCGAGAGCAAGGCCAGGGUGGAGAGGGAGGCUCUCCAGGAGAAGGAACGUGCCAUCGAGAGAGAAAUCAGAGAGCUGAAGGAGAGAUACGAGGAGUCGCUGAGCACCAUCUGUGACCUUCAAAGGAGGUCAGCUCAGCAGACUGAAGCUAAAGACAAGAAGAUCACAGAGUUGCUGACGGACGUGGAGCGGUUGAAGCAGGCGCUGAACGGUCUGUCCCAGCUGGCGUACACCAGCAACGCACCCAAUAAGAGGCAGACGCAGCAAAUCGACACACUCCACGGCCAGAUCAAGAUCCUACAGCAGCAGCUGGCUGAUGCUGAGACGCAACACCGGGAGGUGGUUUCAAUUUAUCGAACUCAUCUCCUCAGUGCAGCGCAGGGUCACAUGGAUGAGGACGUCCAGGCCGCCUUGCUGCAGAUCAUCCGCAUGAGGCAGGAGUUUGUGUGUUGAACCUUCCUCUGACAAAACACGAUGCUACCGACGGACUCGGAUUCAUCAUUUUCCCAGAGUCCCUUGCUGUGGCCCCUGUGGGUGCUCAGUGUGUUUGUGUGUUUGUCUCUCGGCAAAGUUCUGAAAUUCAUUUUGUUGAAGUAUGAUUGUUCCCAGAUAUCAUCUUUGUGUUGUGGAUACAGACAAAUAACUGCAGGAUUGAUUGAUACUAAUGUGAUACUUCUAUAGAAACACAGCCAACUGGAAUUUACUUAAAACCAGUCUCUUUGUAUCAGACUAACCAGUGGAAUCAUUUUGACUUCAUCAUCUACCUACUGUUUAUGUAAAACACUUUGUAGUUGCUGGUACAGUUUGUGAAAAUACAAUUCCGUACAUUUCUGUCAAAUCCUUUUCGGAAUGAAAAUCUCUGCUCUUAUUUUGUGACUUUAAUCCGUAAUAUUUGAAAGUUAUUUGAAACGUGGGACACCUUCCACAGAUUACAUGAAAAGAUCAGCUGAAAUGUGAAAUGGACAUGAACACAAGACCACUUUUCACAUUCCCACAUGACAGUCAGUUCUCAUUCAGCGUUUUCCUAUCUAACAGCAUUUUUGCUAGAAUAGUAAAGGUUGGUUCACAUUAUUUUUCAAGUUGACCUUGAUACGAUGCUCACAAGCCUGCAUGGGUUCUACCUUCCAAUGAGCUAUUGGAUGAUAUAGUUAUUCAAGUGAACAGAUCCCUUUAUAACCUGACGGUGGCCAAUCCAUAAUAGGCAAACAAUAUUUAACAACAAAAAAAUAUUAAAACGUAAAUGUAUGAAAAAAUGUAGGUGGAGUUAUCAAUGUAGUAAUGAGGUGAACAGACAAUUUCUUGUCCUUGAUAAUCUAACAUCCAUGUUUUGUUCUCCUUUUGAAAAAAGGAAUGUAGACCUGCAAGUUUAAAAUACUUUCAUCAAGAAGAUAAAGAAGAUUUUACUGAUAUUUAUACUUUUAUUUAGAAGAAAAGCUAAUUUUAACUUACUUCAGAAAAUAAGAUUCAUGUUAGAUCCAUCUGACAUUAGAGUAGAACUAAAGAGGGAAUCUACAUUUAUGUAUAUACACAUAAAUGCUUGUGGGUUUUGAAUUGAGCAGAGUACAGAGUUUCUUUGAAUGUGAACCUACCUUUUUAACCAUGUUCAUGUCUGUUGUAACACUUCAGCUACUUUUUAAGUCUAAACAUUGUGCGGCGCAGUUCUUGUCCUCUGGACGUCCAAAGUAGCACAUUUUCACAAUAACCCCAAAAGCUGAACUUCCUCCAAAUCUAAAAUCCUGCUUUGCCAUUAUGGUAGAUGGUCGACAGUUGGAUGGAGAUCUCAGUUAAGUCUGGUUACGUGAGGUUCUGCUGGAUUUGAGUCGUGGAGGUGCAGUGGAGACCUCUUGCUGUGUCCCACAGAUUGCAGUGACACGUCGUCCUUUUGUUGAAACCAGAGUGUCCUCUAGUGGAAAGACUUGGCUGGCCAGGUUGAUAGAAGCUGUAGUAAUCAGUGCGGCUCAGGGGUGAGCAGCGGUUGCUUUUGGAAGCUGGAACAUCUGCACACUUGUGUCAACACUAAGCAAAACAAUUAGAAAUGAUUAGGAUAUGAAUUUUGAAUAUAAAAAACAUAGCUAACGACUAAUCUCUUGUUUUGCAUUUCUUAAUUCAAACCAAACUCACUUGUUAUUUACAACAAAUGUUCUAGCUUGAGUUUGACUCUGUGUAAAACAUAAUGUUUGGACUUUGCAGCUCUCCUGGAGCAAUGGUUGCGCUCCCCUGAGCCGGCUCUUUGUGAGUCUUGAUGGUGUAGUGUAGUGGUGUUGUGAUUGUUGAGCGAGUCUCUUGUGCCUUUACACUGAUAUAUUUUUCAUAGCUUGUACUACUUUAAUUGAUGUACUACAGUGUGACGAUUGUGAUAUUCAGCAGGUCUGGAAGUAGAACGGCACAAAACACGUUCAGGGUAACAUUUACUGUAGGAAUCCAUUUGAUAGGAAUAGAACAGAUCUUUGUUAUGAGGAUAGACAUCCCCUUUAACGAUUAGUAUUUUUGACGAACUCCUGUCUUUCCCUUUGAAGCUAACACUCUUUACCAGGUUUUUGCUUUCUCUUUUUAUACUGUGGCCAAAAAGUCUGUUUACAACAACAGAUAGUUAAUGAAAACUAUACUUCAUGCAGAUAUUAGAGAGUAGCAAUAAUUCUUUUCAGGUAUUUCUCACUUUCUUCCCUCUGCUAUUUACAUUAACUGUAAAUUGAAUCCAGUUAAAUCUCUACAUAUACAUACGUUGUAUACCAAACUGUUUAAAUUUGUUGUUUUCAACAUUAUUUGCGUUUGUGAAUCAAUAAUACAAAAUUAAUAAAAGUGCCUAACAUAGAAAACUACACAA